AUGGUGCCUUUGGAGGUUAGCAUGCUGAUAGUUAAUCCUACACCUCCCCCACCCAAAGAAAACAUUGACGCAGAUGUAAGGAUUUCCAGUGUGAUAUUCUUUGACUUUUCUAAAGGGCUACUCAUGAGUGAGAAGCUGCGCUGCACAUCUUAUUUCCCUGAAGCCUGUCUGGAGACGGGAGAGCUAACCUGUCUCCUAUUAACCGACCCUGUUAAAGAAAACAGCAGCAGCAGCAAAGAAAGAGCUGAAAGGAUGCUGAAAAGGGGUGAAGUUGUUAAGAGUUACCUGAAUGCUGCACUUGAAUUAAACAUGGAGUCACAGCCAGGCCCAAAAUGCCCUGAGAAAACAGAAGCUGUAGCUGUGGAUGAAGAUUAUGGCCUAGGCCUCCUUGAAAACCGGCUCAGAGUGGAGGACUUCAUGAAGAUACAGCAGGUCUUUGAGUCCCCAGAGCCAAGUGAAUCCAUCUGUAUGCCCAGAGAAGAAUUCAUGCAGAAGAUGACAGAGACGGUUGGUUGGGGCACAAAGGAAGAAUAUGGGGAGCUCUUUGACAAGGUGGAUGUGGCCCAGGAUGGCUUCAUUGAUUGGGACAAGCUGACUUCAUUUAUACUGUUAUCGCUUUAUGAAAGAGAUGAACGAACAAAGGCAAUGGAGGUUCCUCAGUGGAAGGACCUUGAAUUCCUCCCAGGAAAACACAGGGACACCAUUCAGAAAGUAGUUUUCUUAAAAAGUUCACGUCGUUACCUGACCAUCAGUAAAGAAGGCUUACUAGGAGUCUGGGGAGAGAAUUUAAAGUUGCAAGAAGCACUUCCCAUCACUUCAGAUGCCACCAGGCUCAAGCACCUGUGGGUGACAAGCCUGGUUUCUCUGGAAAAUGUAAACAAGAUAGCAGUGGCUUUUACAAGCAAAGAAAUUUGUUUCUAUGAUCUGCUGUCCAAAGAAGAAUUCCCUUGUCAAUACAAACUUCAAGGCCUAAAAGGAACACCAAUCUGCAUGGAUUAUUGGUAUGAUCCUCUUGAUGCCAAAGAAUCGAUUCUUUCAUUUGGGGAUAUAACUGGAAAGGUUCAAGGAAUUGUUUUCACAGCAGCCUUGAUUUCCCUUUUUGAGCGGCCUGCUAGUUCAUGUGAUGAUGAAGAUGCCACCAUGACCAUUGACUGGACAGAGCUGCUCUCUGGAGGUCACAAAUGCUGCCACGUGUUAGAGCACAAGUUUCACCAUGGAGACUGGGUCAGGCAAGUUACUUACAAUGCAUCUUUAGAUGCUUUCAUUUCUAACACAACCAGCAGUACAAGAUCUAUGGUUCUGGCUUGGAGAGAGAAAUCAAAAAAGCAUCUUAAAAUGACAUCUUUCAACAUUGCUCAGGGCAUCCACGCUUUUGAUUACCACUCUCGGCUCAAUUUAAUUGCAACAGCUGGCAUCGACAACAAAGUUUGCCUUUGGAAUCCUUACCUUGUCUCUAAGCCAGUUGGUGUCCUGUGGGGUCACUCAGCCAGUGUCACUGCAGUCCAAUUCUUUGCUGAAAGAAAGCAACUUUUCAGCUUUUCUAGGGAUAAAGUUUUGAGACUCUGGGAUAUUCAACACCAGCUGUCCAUCCAGAGGAUGGCUUGUUCUUUCCCCAAAAGUCAGGACUUCAGGUGCCUUUUCCACUUUGAUGAAGCCCAUGGGCGACUUUUCAUCUCCUUCAAUAAUCAGCUGGCCUUGUUGGCCAUGAAAAAUGAAGCCGGCAAGAGGGUGCAGAGCCACGCGAAAGCUGUCACUUGUGUCCUUUACAACUCCCUCCUGAAGCAGGUAAUCAGCUCUGAUGUGGGGUCUACUGUUUCCUUCUGGAUGAUAGACACUGGGCAAAAAAUCAAACAGUUUACUGGUUGCCAUGGCAGUGCAGAAAUCAGCACCAUGGCCCUUGAUGCAAAUGAGACCCGGCUUUUGACUGGCAGCACAGAUGGGACUGUAAAGGUAUGGGACUUUAAUGGACAUUGUCACCACACCCUAAAUGUUGGGCAAGAUGGAGCUGUGGAUAUUUCACAGAUUCUGGUUCUUAAGAAGACGAUACUGGUCACAGGCUGGGAGAGAGCUGUUACUGUGUUUCGACCCCAGAACUUCAAUCAAUUUUUGAUCCAGUCUGAAGAAUGGAAAGGGGGAGUCCGUCACCAUGAGGACAUCUUGUGUGCUGCUUUUUUACCUCCACACACUCUUGCUACAGGGAGCUAUGAUGGGGAAAUUAUUCUGUGGAACAACAGUACAGAAAUUGCUCACCAUGUCCUUCAUCCUGAUUACCAGAGGCAGCUGACAUCCAAAUUAGAUCCAAAAGCCCGAAAGCUCAGUGCAGAUAGGGGAUGCCCAACUCACUCCCCAGCAGACCAGACUGUCCUGGCUGCCCAUAGUUUUGAGAUUGACACAGAGGGUAAUAAUGCUGUUAUGAGGCUUUGCUUCCUUGAAGCAAGAAAAAUCUCUGCAAUAACAGGAGGUGCUAACCUGGUGUCAUGUGGAGGAUCUGGUUAUGUCAGGUUCUGGGACACACUGAAGAAAGAACUCGUAGCUGAAUUUUUGGCUCAUGCUGGAGUUGGAUCCAUUACUAUGUCUAUUGAUAAAAUGAAUCGAUACCUAGUCACAGGAGAUCCUGAAGGAUGGUUGAAAAUCUGGAACAUAGAGGAGUAUUGUCUUAAUUCCAUGAAGAACAAAAUCACCCAGAUGCCAGCCCUGAUCAGAUCCUUUCAGCCUCAUGAAGACCGGAUAAGUUCCUUGGAGAUCUGUGAAUCAGGUGGCCAUUUGCUGAUUAUCUCUUCCUCCUCAGACUGCAGUGUUUGUGUGACUGGGCUUUGCAAUGCUCCUAGCUUGAUCUUUGGUCAGGCAAGUCAUUGGCAUAUUGAAAACUGUUUUUCUCUUCCUGAAAGAGACUCAACUUUAAUAGAAAGUGAGAAUCAAGAAGAAAACAUGAAAGUAAAACCUUUAUUUUUAGAAGAGAAUUCUUGUUUUGACACCACAGAACAUUCUCUUCUUAAUGAGGAAAAUAAAGAUAACUCAACAUACAUUGUCAGAUCGUCAGAAGAAAUAAAUCUAGGUAUGAAAUAUAAGGAGAGAAAUAGCUACAAGAAAAGAACACACAAAUCUUGCUAUGGUGAAAUGAUACAAAAGUCAGCUAGCACAUUUAGGUCACUAAGCCUCAGAGCCCUGGAAGAGCCGCCUGAAGUAAAUAAACCAGCGUUUCUUCUAGAGCCUGAGAACUACUUUAGAGAAGAGCCACAGGAAGAGGAGGAGCUCCAAAUCCCAGAGCUUCCUUCCCUUUCUGAAACUUUGAAAGCUGUGUUUGAUGAGAAAAACCUGUUCCCCAAAGAAAUUCUGGAUUGUGAAAGACAAGCCAAGCAAUUGCAUCAGAAAACAAGCAGUGAAGUGAAGAUAAGAAAUAAGAAGCAAUUAUGAUAGAAAGAAAAAUAAAUACUUCAUUGUGACAUAAAGUACGUACAUAAACUGCGGAAGAAUCCAG
This is a messenger RNA of Nannospalax galili (Upper Galilee mountains blind mole rat), 3478 nucleotides long. It is a transcript of the gene Wdr49, whose product is annotated as WD repeat domain 49. The record is from RefSeq and is a predicted model, not a curated record. Lineage: Eukaryota; Metazoa; Chordata; Mammalia; Rodentia; Spalacidae. Bases 1 to 3414 code for a protein of 1137 amino acids. Gene Ontology annotation, molecular function: calcium ion binding; protein binding. The transcript is spliced from 20 exons.